Messenger RNA from Scylla paramamosain (green mud crab), 2874 nucleotides. RefSeq names its product trypsin-1-like. Gene Ontology annotation, molecular function: serine-type endopeptidase activity. The transcript is spliced from 9 exons. The record is from RefSeq and is a predicted model, not a curated record. Gene Ontology annotation, biological process: proteolysis. NCBI's taxonomy places the organism in Eukaryota, Metazoa, Arthropoda, Malacostraca, Decapoda, Portunidae. The coding region runs from base 1430 to 2341 and encodes 303 amino acids.
UCAGCAUGGGAGCAGGCCAGUGCCAGCGACAAUUAGCUCGACGUACAACAGACCAGUGCCUUUCUCACUCGAUCGAUACUGCUGCCCUCACCCAUGCACUGCCGCCACCACUGACACACAUACGGGACGCACGCCUCACGCCCUCCAUUCUCCUGCAAGGGCAAACACGAGUCAGGUUGACGUGUGGCCAGCCAGCUGACCCUCGCCGAGGCCGUGCUGGCAGUGACGAAAGACGACAGUAUCGUCCACGACUCGUGGCUCCGAAAGACAUCAACUCCAGGAUGUAUCAAAUGGUAAACAAUAAACACACCAAUUAAUAGAUUUCCAUGAUUAUAUCACUUCAAAUUAGUCAGAUACAAAGAAAAUCUAUAAUCCAGACAGUAUUUCUGAAGCACGUCCGCAGGUACACCAGGUAAUAACAUUCAUCCCGAGGACACUGCAACAGGUACACCACUGAUCACCUCCACCUGCAAACACACCGCCACCAAGGACACACAUAAUAAGUAUAUUGCGUGACAAUCGGCUACAGUAAAACUUUCACCACUCCUGCUACAUAUACUCAGUAGCAACGUGUGUCACCUCAUUCCUGACGAAGGCUGUUUUUUUCCUGUGAUUGGUUAAACCCCCUGAAGACUAAACCUUGAGAAUCCACCCACCUGACCUGCCCAACCCAUCCAUUCCCAUGAUCAGUGCGUCUCCCCCUCAUUCCCCUUACUAUUACCACCACCAGCCCCUCUCUUCCUCCACCUCCCUAAUUCCUUCCUCCUCCUCCUCCUCUUUCUCCACCCUCAAUCCCAUUUUAACUAGUUAGUUCUGCUAUUACCUCCUCCGAUUCCCUUCCCUUCCUCCCUCCAGCACUCCUCUCUUUUCCUCUUCCCUUCUUUCCAGCACUCUUGCCUCCUCCUCUGCCUCCUCUCUCCCUUUCCCCACCUCCCCAACCACCACCAGUAUCUACUCCUCCUUCACACCCAAUUACUUUUAACUAGAAUUUCUGCUAUUACCUCUUCCGAUCCCCCCCACAACUAUGUAUGUAUGUACACACCAAAUAAAAUACAACAACAACAACAACAACAACAAACAGCAGCGGGAAGUGUGUAAUUUUCCUGUUUCACAUCCUCCGGCUAUGAACGUACACACGACACGGGAACGUCGCCUUGCAAGGACCAACAAACUGAAUAAACUUUGACUGCAUGUUUUCCUUAUGAAUUUUUCUGGGGCUGUUUGCUUGCCCGUCUUAAAGCUUUCCUCCACCAUCUAGUCAUGCUUCCCAGACCGCCACGUGUCACACAGCACUUGAUUGAGUCACUGCGGGGGCAUAAUAAGGGCAGGAACGCUUUAUAAGAGGAGGACAAGACAUCAGAGGCAGCACAAGGCCUUAGUCUGAGCGUCGUGACAGUAAGGUAUCGUGUCCGCUGCCAACACUCGCAAGAUGAAGGUCCUUCUUGCUCUCUUCUGUAUCUGUGUUGCCGGCAUUCACAGGUCACACGGACGGACGUACAACGCCCCGCUGCCCGCCUCUCACACGCCUAAUGGUGAGGUGUUCCCAGGGACGUUGCAGAAAGGCAACGAAUAUUCCAGAGGUGGUAGUGAUUUAUCCAUCUGGCCCAGGAUCGUGGGCGGCACCGAGGCGGAAAAACACGAGUUCCCAUGGGUGGUGGCUCUGCUGGCUCGCUACGAGUAUAUAGGGUUUGAACAACUCUGCGGCGCCUCCGUGAUAGACGAGUGGUGGGUGAUGACUGCAGCCCAUUGCAAAGAUCCUUCCAUUGAUGAAUACAAGAUCAUAGCAGGGGAACACAACCUAGAAAAAGAUGAAGAAGGUGAGCAGCACAGAAAGGUAGCCACCAUCGUCAUACAUCCAGAGUGGGACUCACAUACAAUGAAGAACGACAUCGCUCUCAUGAAGCUGUCAGAGCCGCUGGAGCUGGAUGGAAAGACCGUCUCUCCCAUAAGACUGCCAUCCCCACUCGUGGACUCUUCAGGGGACUGUGUGGUGGCGGGCUGGGGCAGAUUGAGGGAAGGAAGUCUUAUUGGUUCCGACAUCCUCAUGAAGGUCACGGUGCCUCUGAUCACUGACGAAGAAUGUGAAAAACUUUACGAUGGUGUAAAUAUCAACGAGACAGUUAGUCACGAUACGAUCUGUGCUGGAUACCACAAAGGGGGAAAGGGUCCCUGCCACGGUGAUUCUGGCGGUAGCCUUGUGUGCCAGGGGCCAAACGAGAAGUCUUAUGCUGCAGGCGUGGUGUCUUGGAGUUAUCAGUGCGCCCAGCCCGACUUUCCUGCAGUGUACACUGAGGUGAGUCACUACAUUGACUGGAUCACUCAAGUCAGGACUCAACAAUAGCCUCAUCACGCAGCUGCCGUGCCAGACACCGUGCAGUUUCCUUCUGUAAAGGACGGUCAGCAGAUGACUAUGCCACUCGACGCAAGCAUCCUCCAUCCGUACAAGACAUCAGGGAGCACGGCAGUGGACCGCUGCUCAAGCCACUUACAGAAUGUUUCGCAACGAUAUAGUCAUUCAGUACAUGUUUCGUAAAUUUGUGUUGCAUGAAAGUAUUUAAGCCAAUUCUUGAAUGGUAAAUGCCAAAUUUCUAGAAUCAUUGUCGUUCUUCUGCGAGAUAUCUACAAACAAGUGACCAAAAUAAAAGUAGACUGAAUAGAGCCAAAUAUAGUCUCAGGAUAGAAUGGCUUUAAUUCCAGGCCAGAGAAAAGAUCUUAUUAGCACUCCAAGGUACCUUUUACAAUAUGAUUUACCUCAUUUCUUAAACAUAAACUGUACCACAACUGUUGAUGCUGUCAUCUGCCACUUCUGUUUUGUAUAAACCCAGUCUAUCUUAGACCGAAUUCAAUAAAUGGCAGUCACUUGCUGCACUAAGC